AUGGCAGCAGUAACAACCGAGAACAAGCCAAAGGACGUGAAAGAAGCAAUUGGUGGUGUGGUUGAUACCGUGAACAAGCGUGUAUCAGGCAAGGCAUGGAAAAUCCAGAAAACACCUACUGUACGAGCACAAAAGGCCAAGACUCUUCGUCGAUCGUGGGAACAACGUACGGCGGAACGAACCAGAAUUCAGGCUGUCAAGGCGUUGGAGAAACAAUUAAAGGACGAACGACAAGCCGAGAAAGACGUAGGUUUUCCAUAUAAAAGUAGACUUGUUUUUUACUUCUUCUCUCUAAAUUCACUUCUCUCCAUGAAAUAG
Messenger RNA from Radiomyces spectabilis, 318 nucleotides. RefSeq lists its product as uncharacterized. The coding region runs from base 1 to 318 and encodes 105 amino acids. Lineage: Eukaryota; Fungi; Mucoromycota; Mucoromycetes; Mucorales; Radiomycetaceae. The record is from RefSeq and is a predicted model, not a curated record. The transcript is spliced from 2 exons.